AUGUGGCUGGGACUUUUAGUAGUUAUCACAACUUUUGUCUAUAUAUACAGCGAGCCCUUAAAUAAUAUUCUGCAGUCUCUGGAUGUAGAGAUUGCUUACAAAACUAUCUUUUUGCUGCAAAACCAAAAUAAUAGCUUGUGCUGGAACCAAACAGACUUUGAAGAAACAGUGCCUAUAUUGAAUUUCAACGCUAGUGAAAGUGUGUAUCUGAAGGAUAGUUUCAACAGUAAGAUAUUGGUUCUAGUUUGCUUGGACAAAAGCGAAAAUGAGGCAAUGGAAGAUCUCUUCAAAAACCUGGAUGAUAUGCGUGAUACUCACACCAUAUUGUUUGCAGCCUCAGAGGUCAAAAUAAAUGCCUUAUUUCUAAAGUGUUUCGAAGAAAAAAUGCUUAAUGUGCUCGCUUUUAAGGGCUCAGACAGAAGUAUUGUCUACAGUUACCAAGCCUUUCCAGCAUUUCGGUUUAUAAAGAGAAAAGUGACGCAUAUUAAUACAUACUUUGAACCGCAACUGAAGGACCUGGGUGGCUAUACCCUUAAGAUACUACCCGAUAAUAUAAUGCCGCGAACUGUGGCCUAUAGAACUCCAGAUGGACGUCGUCAGUUGGGUGGAUAUCUGUGGCACUUUAUCAGGAACUAUGCGAGCACCUUGAAUGCUACACUGAAAAUCUGCUGGGAUCUAGUUCCAGAGGAAGGAAUGACCCAUUUGGCCAUGGUCAUUCAACUGGCCAAAAUGGCUGGGGUGGACUUUCCGCUGGGCAUUGAUGGCCUCGACCUGGAGACGGCGAAGCAAAACGUUCCCUUGGAGAUGUCCAGCUGGUUUCUGAUGCUGCCCAUGGAGCCUAGCAUUCCCCGCUAUCGUUUGGUUCAGCGAUUGCGACUGGAAAGCAUGAUUCCCCUGAUGAUGCUGGUGGCAGUGGCGCUGGGUAAUGCCCAUCGCAUUGAGGCCGGAUUGGGGCCCAGCUGGCGGAGUUUUGUCAUUGGCGACCAAGCCCUGCGAGGAACUCUAGGACAACCCUUUGUCUUGCCAAGACGACUCUCCCUCAAACUGAUGACCAUAUAUGGCAUGCUCCUCAUAGGUGGCUUCUUUAUGAGCAACUAUUACACCGCCGUUCUGGAGACUUGGCUGGUUCAUCCACCGACCGGCGAUCCCAUCAAUAGCUGGCAGCAAAUGCGUUCUCUAAAUCUGAAGAUACUCGUUAUUCCCGCCGAAAAGGAGUACAUGACGGAGGCCAUGGGCCUGGAGUUCAUGGAUACACAUCGCAACAUGCUGGAGAUCACAAACUCGGCAGAUUUCCAGCGGAAACGAAUGCAAAUGGACCAAGCAUAUGCGUAUCCUGUAACCACCACAUUGUGGCCACUCUUAGAGCAGGCACAGGUCAGGCUCCAGCGACCCAUCUUUCGGAGGUCCCGCGAAAUAGUAUUCGUAGACUUACUGCUUCUCACCAUGUCGCUGCCGGAAAACUCCCCCUUUCACAAGUCACUACUUAAGUACAGGAGAAAUACCCAGGAAAGUGGUCUGUACGUAAAUUGGUUUAAACGAAGCUUCAACGAAUUGCGGGCACUUAAUAAAAUCUGCUACAAGACCGACAGUGACAUAGAAGUAUAUUGUGAUCUGAAGUGGGAUGAUUUUUACUUUAUAUGGAUUGCUUUUGUAAUAGGAACCCUUAUUAGUAUCCUUGGGUUUCUUCUAGAGCUAGGAUACUAUAGGUGGAGUUUGAGAAGGACACCUAAAUAAGCCUUAUUAACCAGCUAUUACCAAUGUUAAUCGUUAAGAAAUGUGCCCGUAAU
Molecule: messenger RNA, 1787 nt
Organism: Drosophila kikkawai
Lineage: Eukaryota; Metazoa; Arthropoda; Insecta; Diptera; Drosophilidae
Product: Ionotropic receptor 60b
Source: RefSeq, a predicted model, not a curated record